Molecule: messenger RNA, 357 nt
Organism: Helianthus annuus (common sunflower)
Lineage: Eukaryota; Viridiplantae; Streptophyta; Magnoliopsida; Asterales; Asteraceae
Product: cysteine proteinase inhibitor 1
Exons: 1
Coding region: 1-357 (118 amino acids)
Molecular function (GO): cysteine-type endopeptidase inhibitor activity
Source: RefSeq, a predicted model, not a curated record
AUGACUCAUUACAUAUCUUUCUUUCUGAUUUCUAUUUUUCUUUUCUUCAACUCCUCUGACAUUUGCUUUGCCGAAAAUGGCCAAAAAACAGCCGGUAAUUGGCUGGAUAUCGCAAGCCCGGAUGAUCCUAUGGUCAUAGACGUGGGACAAUUUGCAGUGGAUGAACACAACAAAGUUACCAAGAGUAAUUUGAAGUUUCAGAGAGUAGUCGAAGGUGCCACCCAAAUCGUCGGUGGAAUGAACUGGCGGCUAACAAUCGAGGUCGAAGAUCACAAAUCAAUCAAGACUUGCAAGGUUCUUGUUUACGAACAACCUUUGCAAAAUGUCAAGAAACUUGUUUCUUUUAAGAUAGUUUAA